ACGGCCAGUGUGACGUAUGCAUUAGCCUGCAGCCACAGGAACACAGCAUUGAAUUAAACCAUGGAGACUCUCUUCAGCCUACCGUUUGCUGUACUGGAAUGCCCGAAUGUCAAACUUAAAAAACCAUCAUGGCUACAUAUGCCCUCUGCAAUGACCGUAUAUGCCGUCGUGAUUGUUUCAUAUUUUCUCAUCACCGGUGGCAUCAUAUACGAUGUGAUCGUUGAACCUCCGAGUGUCGGAUCAAUGACAGAUGAACACGGACAUCAGCGGCCAGUGGCCUUUCUGGCGUACAGGGUGAAUGGGCAGUACAUCAUGGAGGGGUUGGCAUCCAGUUUUCUCUUCACCAUGGGAGGCCUUGGCUUCAUAAUUCUGGAUCGCUCUAAUGCACCCAACAUUCCCAAGCUCAACCGUUUCCUCCUGCUAUUCAUCGGCUUUGUCAGCGUGCUACUGAGCUUUUUCAUGGCCAGAGUCUUCAUGAGAAUGAAACUGCCUGGUUACCUUAUGGGUUAAAGCUGCAAUAUGGCAUAAUCCGCUUGAGAGAUUAAAGAGAACAUACAGAAAACCAUUUCAGUGCCAAGGACUCAAUCAAACGCUGAUCAAUUAUUUCCACUAGCAGAAAUCUCCUCCCUUAUUGUUUUGUUUUUUUUGACACAUGCAACUUGUUGGACUCUUAUUGUGUUAAAUUUACUUCUUGACAUUGCUGAUAAAAAACAUCUUAUCACAUUUCUCUAAAGUCCAAAGGGUGGUCAGUAUUAUAUUGAUGCCCUUGAAAAUCAUUGUUGUGGUCAAGCUAAAUCCAUUUUGGAAUAUCUCCUUUUACUGUUAUUUUGUAGACAGCCUGCUCUGUGAAAACCCUUGAAUGUGGCUGUUUGAUGUGCAGUUUUUUCUAUAAUAAACAAAUGUACUUCCCACAAUGAA
Molecule: messenger RNA, 918 nt
Organism: Rhinichthys klamathensis goyatoka
Lineage: Eukaryota; Metazoa; Chordata; Actinopteri; Cypriniformes; Leuciscidae
Gene: ostc
Product: oligosaccharyltransferase complex subunit
Exons: 4
Coding region: 61-510 (149 amino acids)
Cellular component (GO): oligosaccharyltransferase complex
Source: RefSeq, a predicted model, not a curated record